GAACCCUGAAAUGUGCCCUAGAAUCUACAGAAUCGAGAUCUUUCGAGCUUUCCUCUCUUCGUUCUUCUGUUUCAUCUCGCUCGAUCUCUGGCUACAAAAGAGGACAGAAGGGAGGACGGAGAAUCUGGCCGGCCAAGCGCCAUUUCCGGCGAGCUUUAAGUUGAUUGAAAUAGUUCCUCCUCCUUAUCUCAAGUAAGAAGGCAAGAUGCAAAUGUUACCAAGAGAGGGUGAAAAUGCUUUGUCUGUGGUUGGGCCACGACCUAUGGAAUGGUCUGCAGUUCCUUAUAGAGGUCCUCCAGCACCUGGGCCUAAUGGAAAGCAACGGACAUCAAGUUUGGAAUCACCUAUCAUGUUAUUAACAGGUCAUCAGAGUGCUAUAUACACAAUGAAGUUCAAUCCAGCUGGAACAGUUAUUGCAUCCGGGUCACAUGACAAGGAAAUAUUUCUUUGGCAUGUGCAUGGAGAGUGCAAGAACUUCAUGGUUCUGAAAGGGCAUAAGAAUGCGGUAUUGGAUCUUCAGUGGACUACUGAUGGAUCACAGAUAAUAUCUGCUAGUCCUGACAAGACCCUCAGGGCUUGGGACGUGGAAACAGGGAAACAGAUAAAAAAGAUGGCAGAACACUCCUCUUUUGUGAAUUCAUGCUGUCCUGCUCGCCGAGGCCCUCCUCUUGUUGUCAGUGGAUCUGAUGAUGGGACUGCAAAGCUUUGGGAUAUGCGCCAAAGGGGUGCCAUUCAGACAUUUCCAGACAAGUAUCAAAUCACUGCUGUCAGUUUCUCUGAUGCGUCAGAUAAAAUUUACUCUGGCGGGAUAGAUAAUGACGUUAAGGUAUGGGAUCUGCGGAGAAAUGAGGUUACAAUGACUCUUCAAGGACAUCAGGAUAUGAUAACUAGCAUGCAGUUGAGUCCGGACGGCUCCUAUCUUCUUACUAAUGGCAUGGACUGCAAGCUCUCUAUAUGGGACAUGCGGCCUUAUGCCCCACAAAAUCGAUGUGUGAAGAUAUUAGAAGGUCAUCAGCACAACUUUGAAAAGAACUUGUUGAAAUGUAGCUGGUCACCUGAUGGAAGCAAGGUCACAGCGGGUAGUUCGGAUCGGAUGGUGUAUAUUUGGGACACCACUUCUAGACGCAUCUUGUACAAGCUCCCUGGUCAUACAGGAUCUGUAAACGAAUGCGUCUUCCACCCAAGUGAACCGAUUGUUGGAUCUUGCAGUAGCGAUAAACAGAUUUAUCUUGGGGAGAUCUGAACGGGCUAGAUUCUCAUGAUUCGACCUUCAAGGGCAUUACAGCAACAGCAGCAUUCAUUUAUCUGGAGGGAGUGCUCAGAGGGGCUUGCGAAAAGCAUCACGGAUGUUAAGAGUUACUCUGUAUCCUUAACCUGAAUUUUGUCAGAAAGGUCUUGUAGGCGUUGAUACACAUUUAGCUCCAGUACUGUUGCUACCUGCUUCGCUGAAAGUAAAUCUCGUUUGAGUAGGCUGCUGCCAUCUUUGUAUUGUUCCUGGGUCAGUCCUUUAUUUGCUAUGCUGGAUUCAUCCUGAUCAUCAGCCGUUGGCCCUGUCUGGUACCUCAUUAUAAUAUCCUAUUCCUUGUGCUCUUUGAUUUGUGAACAAAACCUCCUACCUUUCAUUUGGAAUAUUAUGGAGUUUGUGGUCA
Diospyros lotus (date-plum) is the source of this 1649-nucleotide messenger RNA. RefSeq lists its product as uncharacterized. Lineage: Eukaryota; Viridiplantae; Streptophyta; Magnoliopsida; Ericales; Ebenaceae. Gene Ontology annotation, cellular component: catalytic step 2 spliceosome. The coding region runs from base 206 to 1243 and encodes 345 amino acids. The record is from RefSeq and is a predicted model, not a curated record. Gene Ontology annotation, molecular function: protein binding; RNA binding. The transcript has 2 exons.